Molecule: messenger RNA, 5833 nt
Organism: Cotesia glomerata
Lineage: Eukaryota; Metazoa; Arthropoda; Insecta; Hymenoptera; Braconidae
Exons: 22
Coding region: 20-5749 (1909 amino acids)
Biological process (GO): proteolysis; extracellular matrix organization
Cellular component (GO): extracellular matrix
Molecular function (GO): metalloendopeptidase activity
Source: RefSeq, a predicted model, not a curated record
UUGCAAUUUUAAUCCAAAAAUGUUGAUUCUAAUAUUCAUUCUCGGCUUAAUUACAAACUCAGUUUGUGAAAAACCAAAAAAUAGCGACAGUGAACAAGUCCACCCGCGAGUAGUCCCCCACUCGGAAGUAAAUCGCAGAUUUAAGAGGUCCAAUUUAAACUAUGAAGAAACUGACGCGGAAGUUUUUUAUAUUGACGUCAAAAAUCUCACGCUAAAGACCAAAUUCAACCGGGAUUUGGUCGUAGCAAGGGAUUACGCAGUCCAGUGGGCGAGUUCCGGGGCCAAAAAGAGGCCAAAAGGCGAAAAGAGUCACCCGAGACUGGAGCACUGUCUUCCUUUGCACGGAGAAGUUCAAGGAGUCAAGGAUUCUUAUGUCGCUGUUACUAUCUGCAGCAAUCACUUCUACGGGCUGCUUAAGCUUGGGGAGAAGACUUUCUUCCUUCAGCCGACGAAAGUCAAUGGGGGACAUGUUUUGUACGAGACUAAGGAACCGUUUUUGGAGGAUAUAAAGAUCAGGUAUGACAAGAAGGACAAAAGUCAGUUCAAGAAGUUUGAGGAAGACAACGAAAUUUAUGGAGAAGACACUCCAAAGUGCACUGCUUGGCAAAUGGACAACUCGGGGAGCAGGUUUGUGACACUGGGCCCGUCUUCUUGCCCCGGAAACUACGAUCAUCACCGAAAUCGCACGAGAAGAAGUACCAAAUUUACCAGCACUGAGCAGCCCUAUAGAAUAGUAAAAGGCUGCGGGAAAAGAAGAAAAAGAGUAGUCACUAUCUGCGAUACCGGGGAAAACUUCGAUAUGACUGGGGAUGUUGCGAGCCCGCAUUAUUUUGAUACUUUAGAGUCUCAAUAUCGGCUGGGAAACGAACAGACCGAAGCUUCGAUUCCUCAUUCAGGGUCAAGUUCUCAUCCCUUUCGAUCGUGGUACGAUGAGGACAAAGCAAGGCCGUUCCUAAAAGGCCGCAUCAUGAAGCGAAAUUCUCGCAAAGGACAUUCUGUGAGCAAAUGGAUAAAGAUCGUAAUUGGUGUGGACUUCGAUGUUAUUAGAUAUCACGGCGAACUCACCGAACAAUACGUUUAUACUAUUUUAAAUAUUGUCAGCUCGCUGUUCAGGAAAAUUUCUAUCGCCAAUCUCACGAAGAUCGUGAUCAAGAGAUUAAUUAUGUACCCGAAUCCUGAGGACAGUGCAGUGCGAAAAGGAAACAUGCAGUACCCGCUGUACAAUGUAAACCUUUGGAACAGACGAAUCCACGACAGCUCAAAAGAAAAACACGACAUGGGUUUGUGGUACACGCACUACCCUCUGGGGACCGACAUCGCUUCAGCCCCGGGGCCGUACAUGUGCAAUAAAAUGAGGUCGUGCAUUCUCGUCCAAGAUGUCGGGUGGGUUUCAGCGAUAAAAAUAGCUCACGGUAUCGGGCAUUUAGUUGGCCUGAAUCACGACGGAGAGAUUGAGACGAACAAUUACUGCGCGUCAGAAGCUCUGCUUCACGCGACAGUAAUGUCCAAAACGAUGCCUGCUGUUAAUCCAUCGCCCACUUGGUCUUCGUGCUCAGUUCAGCACUACAAUGAAAUUAUAGGUGAGUUUGCAUGCUUGGACCGACCGCCGACGACCGAUGAAACAACCGCAUAUUUGCCGGGGGUAUUUUCGCUAGACGACCAGUGUCGCAUCGAGUUUGGAGACGGGUGGGUAUUCUGCAUCAGAGUUACCGUUAAAGAUCCUUGCAUGGAAUUGUGGUGCAAUAGAGCUGCCAGCAGAAGACGCAGCUGCAUGACCCGCAUGACCCAGACACUCGAGGGGACGCCUUGUGGCAGAGGGAAGAGGUGCAUCAACGGGACCUGUUCCGAGCCGUUCUGGGAUUUGGAAACUUCGAAUGAUCCCGACGAAGGAUACACCACUAUCCAGCCGUCAUCUUCGAGUUACAGUUAUACCUUUAGUCCGACGCCUCCAACCACCACUCCUUACGGUCAAUACCCUGGACCUCCUUCUUAUCAACCUCCUAGUUAUGGAACUCCAUCUCCUCCAAGUUUUGGAACUCCUUCCCCACCUAGUUAUGGAACUCCAUCACCUCCAAGUUACGGAACGCCGUCUCCUCCAGGUUAUGGACCUCCAGGUCCUCCCAGCUACGGCACACCUUCACCACCAAGUUAUGGCACAUCAACGCCAGGUUAUGGAACACCUUCUCCUCCGAGUUACGGAACUCCAUCUCCUCCAGGUUAUGGACCUCCAGGUCCUCCAAGUUACGGAACUCCGUCUCCACCAGGUUACGGACCUCCAGGUCCUCCAAGUUACGGUACAUCAACACCAGGUUAUGGGUCGCCUUCUCCACCAGGCUAUGGUGGACCUACAGGUCCUCCAAGCUACGGAACACCUUCACCACCAAAUUAUGGAACAUCAACGCCAGGUUAUGGGUCACCUUCUCAACCAGGAUACGGAACACCUUCACCACCUGGCUACGGUCCAUCUCCUCCAGGUUAUGUACCAAGCCCUCCAAGCUAUUCACCAAGUGCUCCAGGUUAUUCACCAAGUCAGCCUGGUUCUCCAUAUACACCUGGAUCUCCAGCCAAUCCAGCGUUCUCCUCGAAUUGGGGUAACCACGACUCCCUAUUGAAAGUUCCGAUUGGUUCCAGGUGGAACGGCUAUGUUACUUUAUCCAGCAAUGACUAUUUCAUAUUCAUAUUCAUUAUGAAUAAAAUUAUUUUAAUCCACACAAUUAUUUUCACCUUGCACGCAAUAAUUGUCGCCGAAACAAACAAAAUUCACGUUAUAAAUCACGGCUUUGUUUCUCCAAAAAUUUUGAACCCCGCUUCAAAAAUUUUGCGCAGAUCUAUAGACUCAAAAAUUAAUGACGUUUAUGUUUCGGUGGGCAAUUGGACGCUGAAAACUCGAGUCAGCAGUCGACUGACAUUCCCGAAAAUAAAUUGGAUAUCUUCCGACCCGCGUUUCGCGACUUUGGGAAUGAAAAAUGUUAAAUCUGCAGAAAAUUGCACAAUUUUGAACGGUCAUGUCCAAAAAACUAAUUUUCAGAGCAUAGUUACAAUUUGCGACGGCAAUUUUUACAUUGUUGUCUUUUUAAACUCAAAAACAUUGACGCUCUACCCUACAACCAACGGCAGUCACAUUCUCCAAGAAAUCAGAGCGCCAAAAAUCAAAAGACACUCUAGAAAUUUCAACGAUUUGACGGAAGACACUUUUGAUCUUUACCGUAACAUAGGACCAACAAACGUCCAAAAGAAGCCAAGUGAGGAAGACAAGUCUAGUUUAAACUUCACCAACUCACUUCUGAUGUACAAGUAUCUCGAACGACCUACACCCGGUGAUACAAAGACGUCACCUUCACAAUGGCUCGAGCUCGGAGUCGCUGUUGAUUACUCGGUGAUAGAAUUCCACGGCGAGCAAGUACAACAAUAUAUUUUCGCUCUACUAAACAUCGUCAGUGCAAUUUACAGUCAUCCUUCCCUUGAAGCUAAUCUCAGGCUUGUAAUCGUAAGAAUUAUUUUUUAUGCCGACAAAAAGGAUUCUAUGAUACAUCUCGGCAAUGCCCGCAAGUCACUAGGAAACGUCAACAAGUGGAACCGAAAGCUCCUUUCAUCAGUUUUAAAACCCCACGACGUAGCAGUCUGGCUAACAAGACUGGACAUCGGCGGUCCGUCUGGGUACGCUCCAGUGUCAGGCGUGUGUGAUCCAGCGAGAUCAUGUGCGCUGAACCGUGACGAAGGUCUGACAAGUGCCUUUAUCAUCGCCCACGAGCUCGCUCACAUUUUAGGACUGACUCACGACGGAGAUAAAGCCGCGGAUAAUUCUUGCGCCGACGAAGUAACCGGGAGCGUGAUGGCUCCUGUCGUCGCGGCGACUUUCCACCGGUUCCACUGGUCAGUCUGCUCCCGGACCGAGUUUCACCAUCGAUCCAGAGACUGGACGUGCUUGAACAAUCACCCGGAGCUGAAUAAUGCAACAUAUUUAAAAGCCUUGCCGGAGACAUUUACAAUGGACGAGCAGUGUCGCAUGGAAUUCGGGGACGGGUACGAGCUUUGCAAGCGCCUUGAUUUAAUGGGUCUCUGCGCCCACCUGUGGUGUGCUCAUAAGGACCUCAAUAAACUAUGCAAAACAAAGAAAGGACCUCCUUUAAAUGGGACGCCCUGCGGGAAAAAUAAACGGUGUGUUGAUGGCAACUGCCAGUCGAUCGACCAAAAUAACUUCCAGCUGGCUUUGCUAAAGAAAAACAUUUCAAUAAACGGCGGCUGGAGUCUCUGGUCCCAAGGAAAGUGUUCAACGACCUGCGGCGUUGGUGUUAUUGUUCGAUAUCGCUAUUGCAACAAUCCUAUACCUUUUGGUGGAAAAGACUGCGAGGGACCAAGCAAAGAAUUGAUAAUUUGCAACCAAGAAGAUUGCCCGUUAAAAAGCGACCCGCGAAGAGAACAAUGCACUCGUCUAACCUCGGGAGCAGUAGGUAUUAGAACUGGUGACAGUAAAUUACGGGCGAGUUGGGUGGCCCAUUACAUUGCGGAUGAUAAACUGAACUGUCGGGUGAUAUGCAGAAACUCGGGGACCGGGAGCGUUUACAUCAGCAGUGAGUUUGUCUCAGACGGAACGCCUUGCUCCUACGAGUCGACAGACAUUUGCAUUAAAGGGAGCUGCUAUUCAAUGGGCUGCGAUCGGGUGUUGUACUCUGGAAAACGACUCGACGCUUGUGGAAACUGCGAGGGAGAUAAUUCAACUUGUACUUCUAUCAGCAGCAACUUCCAGCGGAAAAUUCGCCGAGCUACUACCAGGCUCGCGAUCGUCCCGGCAGACUCCUACGAUAUCUUUAUUGAGGUAAAAUUGAUUUGUACCCGCAAUCAAACUAUUAAACUGAUGUUCCGCGAUGGAAAGCGCAAAAAACACGCAGUUGAUUUUUUCUUUGAUGACGGAAUCACCGAGGCGAUGAUUAUCGUCGAGGGAACCGGCUUCAGGAUUAAGAAGAUAAGGGAUUUAUUUAAAAUCAACGGGCGAGGUCCUACUUUGGCUCCUGUUACUGUAUCGAUUAAGGUUCCGGAGUACCGAAGAAGCGGCGCGGUUUUGAUUGAUUUCCGAUACGUAAUUGAGAGGAGAGAAGAACGUAGUAAUUAUUCGUGGUUCUCCGGAGGAUGGAGCCCGUGUUCUGCGAGCUGCGGGGGAGGAGUCCGGUACAGGACUGUGGCCUGCAAGAACGAGAAAACCGGGAGCGUAGUUAGCAAAAAAAAGUGCCUGUUGAUAAUGAAGCCGGUGCAGCAGAUGGAGAAGUGUAACACGUUUAGUUGCCAGUUUAAGUGGAUCACCGGGCCGUGGGAGGGCUGCUCAAAGAGCUGCGGAUCGACAGGUGUCCAGCGGAGGGAACUUUAUUGUGUUCACUCAUCGUUUCCCGAUAAUAAUGUUACCAAUAUAAAUAAACAGCUGGUGUAUCGAGCAAUGCUAUCUCACGGUAUUUGCAAAGCGUAUCAAGCGCCGGUAAAUAAACAAAACUGCAAUGGGUUUCCUUGCCGAGUACGAGGAUAUUGGCUCUACAAGGGAUGGUCCCAGUGCCUACAAGCUUGCGGUCAUAGCUCGCAGUCACGAGUGCCUCGGUGUCUACCACAAGACAAAGAUUCGUUUGAUUGCCGUCAUAAUACUCAACUGAAUGAAUUACAGGCUUGCAAAGAUAAACUCGAGAGUAAUGAUAAUAGUAAUAAUAACAAUAACAGUUACUGUAAAAAAAUAUGUAGGAGAGAUAAAAGAAGCUACUGCGUUUAGGGAAAAAUUUUUUUUCCUAAAGAUUGUCAUGUGUGUUCAUAAUACGCUUUUAAGUAUGUAAUAAAAAAAAAUAUUGUUAUUUUA